Molecule: messenger RNA, 4395 nt
Organism: Misgurnus anguillicaudatus (oriental weatherfish)
Lineage: Eukaryota; Metazoa; Chordata; Actinopteri; Cypriniformes; Cobitidae
Source: RefSeq, a predicted model, not a curated record
AUGGUUUCCGCCCAGACCAAAUUUUUCAAACACCAUUACUUCCUGGUCUCCUAUGACAACCCAAAUCACGGCUUUACGAGCAACAGCUACAAGCCUGCAGAAGGAGGAAGUAUGAGUCCAGUUACCUGUGAAAUACUUACCUUGUCCACCGCUACGAGUUACCUGGCUACAAGCCUGCAGAAGGAGAGACUACAAGCCUGCAGAAGGAAAGAGUACGAGUCCAGUGACCUGGGAAAUACUGACCUUGUUCACCGCUACGAGUUACCUGGCUACAAGCCUGCAGAAGGAGAGAGUACAAGUCCAAUAAAUGAAUUGUGUGUUUCAGGAGUUUAUAGUGCUGAUGGGUGGGGUGUGAAUUACAGCUCUUCAUCCAUCUGUGCACUAAAGGGUUCAACAGUGAUAAUAAACUGCACUUAUAAAUACCCUACUGGAUAUCAGAUCAUGAAGGUGUUCUGGACUAACACUAAUGAAACAGCAAAAGAUGAAGAGUUUCCAGAUCUGUCUAAUGUCUCUGAAUACAGUCAGAGGAUUCAGUAUCUGGGAGAUAAACAUCACAACUGCACCAUGAGACUGACUGAUGUCAGACAGACAGAUUCACACAAAUACUAUUUCAGAUUCAUCACUAAUAAACCAAAAUGGGUUGGAAAACCUGGAGUGACUCUUAAUAUCACAGAUCUUCAGGUGGAGUCUUCAGGUGAGAGAGUGAUAGAGGGACAUUCAGUGACUCUUACAUGUAAAAGCAGAUGCAGUCUGACUGACAGAUCAACAUUCAUCUGGUUUAAAAACACACAGUCAUUAAGUGAGAGAACAGACAGAAACAAUCAACUCAUCCUGCAGUCAGUUACAAGAAAUGAUUCAGGCAACUAUAGCUGUGCUGUACAGGGACACAAACUCACAUCACCUCAUCAAUAUCUCAAUGUCGUCUAUGCUCCAGAUAAACCUGUAAUCUCUAUCAAUCCAUCUGGUGAAAUAGUGGAGGGUGUUUCAGUGACUCUGACCUGCAGCAGUGAAUCAAAUCCACCUGUUCAGAACUACAGCUGGUUUAAGGAGAAUGAAACAUCAUCUGUUGGAUCUGGACUGACGUACAGCAUCACUAACAUUAGUGGAUGGUUUUACUGUGAGGCUCAGAAUGAAGUCGGAUCUCAGAGAUCUGCUGCUGUAUCACUCAAUGUUAAAGUUUUAAAUAUAACACAGCUUACAAAUUGCACGAAAACUUCAUAUAUAAAGAAUCUCCUUGACCAAAUAGAGAAUAUUACUGUUCUAAAUUUAAAGGAUGUGAACAAGGUCAUGGACAUGGUCUUCAGCACUUCAGAGAAGAUAAACACAUCAUCAGAUGACCCAAAGAAACAAGCGUCAUAUAUGUUAAAAGCCAGUGAGAAGCUCGUGUCAACGUUGGUGAGGCCAACAAACACCUAUUACUAUCUCAAUUUCACUCAUGCAGCUGUGGAGGAAGAAAUGUUUGUGGUUGGACCACAGGCCAACCUUGAUAAAAUCCCUCAGCUCCACACAUCAAAUGCUUCUAUAGAAAUUGAUCUUAUUGGGAUCGCCAAUUUGAAUUCAGGAUCAGCUGCUGUGGUUUUCAUGAGCUACAAUAAAAUGGAGGACCUACUGAAACCAGACUUUUUCAGCACAUCAGAUAACACAGUUAAAACCAUGAUGUCCACUGUCAUCUCAGCUACUCUUCCUAAAACCACCAACGCCACCCUCACCAAACCAGUCAACUUCACCUUCAAACACAUCAGAGAGUUAAACGACAGUGGUACUCUUUCCUGUGUGUACUGGAACAUCACUGAGUGGAUUGUAGAUGGUUGUUCUGUUGUAAAGACCAACAGCAGCUUCACUGUGUGUUCGUGUGUUCAUCUGUCAACAUUCGCUCUUAUCAUGCAAACCAGCAGCAGAACAUCAGAGGAUAAUAGUCAGCCAAUGGAGUUGGUGAAUAUGGUGUUGGUGAUCGUUGGUCUGGUUUUUACUAGUUUGGCUCUGUUGACUUUUGCUUUCUGUCGAUGGAAACCUGGAGUGAACAAUGUAGCUCGAAUCAACCUCUGCAUCAGUCUGCUGUCUGCUCAUCUUCUGUUCUUACUCACACAACAAUUCAUCAAUCUCAUAAAACCUCACAAGGAGUUGUGUGCUGUGAUAUCAGGAGCUCUUCACUUCUUCUUUCUCUCCUGCUUUGUGUGGAUGUUCAUUGAAGCUGUGCUGCUCUUCAUCUGUGUGAAGAACAUAUCACAGAUCAGCUCCAGACAGAGGGCGAUGCUUAACAAGGGAUUCUUGAUUGUGAUUGGUUAUGCGAUUGAUUUUGUUAUAGUAGGCGUGUCUGCUGGACUGGUUCCUGAAGGCUAUGGCAGUGAUAAAUGCUGGAUUAAAGUGGAGAGAGGCUUCAUCUGGAGUUUUCUGGGACCAGUUUACUUCAUUCUUGCAAUAAACACGAUUCUCUUCAUCAGUAUCAUCAUCAGUCUGAACUUAACUCUCAAAAACCUCAACCUUGAUGUUUCACACAGGAGACAAACCAAUAAGAUGAUGGAGAUUCUCUUCCUGAUCCUGAACUCACAGCAAGGAACCUUCAUCUUCCUGGUCUACUGUGUCCUCAAUAAUGAGAUUUGGUUGAUGAUGAUGUCAGUCAGAAUGGCUCCUCCUCCUCUUCCUCUGAUAGUUCUGCUCAUAGUUCAUAGAGUUUAUAGUGCUGAUGAUGAGUGGGGUGUGAAUUACAGCCCUACAUCCAUCUGUGCACUAAAGGGUUCAACAGUGAUAAUAAACUGCACUUAUAAAUACCCUACUGGAUAUAAGAUCAUGAAAGUGUUCUGGACUAAGAUUAACAGUCCUGAUCCUCCAGAUCUGUCUGAGGACUCUAAAUACAGUCAGAGGAUUCAGUAUCUGGGAGAUAAACAUCACGACUGCACCAUGAGACUGACUGAUGUGAGACAGACAGAUUCACACAAAUACUAUUUCAGAUUCAUCACUGAUAAAGACAAAUGGCUUGGAAGACCUGGAGUGACUCUGAAUAUCACAGAUCUUCAGGUGGAGUCUUCAGGUGAGAGAGUGAUAGAGGGACAUUCAGUGACUCUUACAUGUAAAAGCAGAUGCAGUCUGACUGACAGAUCAACAUUCAUCUGGUUUAAAAACACACAGUCAUUAAGUGAGAGAACAGACAGAAACAAUCAACUCAUCCUGCAGUCAGUAAGAAGAGAGGAUUCAGGCAACUAUAGCUGUGCUGUACAGGGAAACAAUUUCACAUCACCUCAUCGAUAUCUCAACAUUAUGUAUGCCCCAAAACAAACUCAUGUGGUGGUGAAUCCAUCUGGUGAAAUAAUGGAGGGUGAUUCAGUGAAUCUGAGCUGCAGCAGUGAUGCAAAUCCACCUGUUCAAAACUACAGCUGGUUUAAGGGAGGAGAGAUUUUAGGAUCUGGAAGCACCUACAUCAUCUCAAACAUCAGCUCUGACCAUAGUGGAGAAUACAAGUGCAAGUCCAGCAAUGAACUUGGGAUGACUUUUUCUGAUUCUGUGAUUUUAAAUGUCAUUUAUGCUCCAGAUAAACCUGUAAUUUCUAUCAAUCCAUCUGAAAUAAUGGAGGGUGAUUUAGUGAAUCUGACCUGCAGCAGUGAUGCAAAUCCACCUGUUCAAAACUACAGCUGGUUCAAGAAGAAUAAAACUGUUGCAUCUGGCCAAACCUACAUCAUCUCAAAGAUCAGAUCAGAUCACAGUGGAGAAUACAAGUGCAAGUCAAUCAAUGAACUUGGAAAAAGAUAUUCAGCAGUGACAUUAAAUGUCUUGUAUCCUCCAAAGAACGUGACAGCAUCCAUCAGUGGAUCUGGUGAAAUAAUGGAGGGUGAUUCAGUGACUCUGACCUGCAGCAGUGAAUCAAAUCCACCUGUUCAGAUCUACAGCUGGUUUAAAGAGAAUGAAACAUCAUCUGUUGGAUCUGGACAGACGUACAGCAUCACUAACAUUAACUUCAGACACAGUGGAUGGUUUUACUGUGAGGCUCAGAAUGAAGUCGGAUCUCAGAGAUCUGAUGCUGUAUCAAUCAAUGUUAAAGUUGCCAGUUGUGUCUCUUUCUCUGUAGCUUUUGGAGUUGGGCUUUGUGUUGGAGUUUGUGGAACAUUAGCUACUGUAAUUGUUGGGAUGUAUAUUUGCAAAAGAAAGAGUUUGAGAAGAAAAACUUCUAAACAUAAACCUGAGAAUGAUGAUGCCAGUAAUGACACAUACACAGCCCUUGAACUGAAGAGCAGAUCAUCUGAUCUGUAUGAUACACUUACACCCAACAGAUAGAUGCUGAAGUAAGAGGAGGAGCACAAAGAAACACAUCCUUACAUUUCUGAUUGACAGAAAUCAUAACAAAUAAGGCAUCAAAAUGUAUACUAUCUAAUCAUGAUGCAAUAUUCAUUAAUUCAAGUCAAA